UUUUGGAAAUGAUGUCCUUGUUUGGCACAGAGAAGGAUAAGCAGCGGCUGUGCAAUGCGAGCCGUGCUGUGUACGACUGUGUCUACAUCUGUGUCUCUGCCACCAACACUAUGUUCCGAAUGCUCAACCAGUACCUCGAAACUGCAUUCGCCAACAUUGUCGUGAGGGAAAACCUCAGCAUCAAGGAGAAUCUACAGCUUCUGGUGAGUGCUCUGAAAGACAUGCAAGAGACUGUGGAGUUGAAGGAUAAGGAUGUCCAGCAGCAUGUCAGUGGCCCAUUGUAUGCUAAGAUAAUCCGACCUGUUUCCGCCAUGGAUGAAAGAGUUAAGCUUGUGAAGGAGAUAUAUGGCCUUUAUAACGGAUCUUUUCCAACCCUCUGUGGUCCCAUUGCUGCAGUCUUACUGAAAAAUGGCAGUCUGCCCGAAAAACUACAGUCUGCCUUGCGGGUAUUGGCGAACUCUCCUGUGAUGUCUCUUCGAGUUGGUGAUCUUCUCAUGACCCACGAUGAGAUUGCUAAAGCCCUCCCAGAACCCAGCAGUACUUCAGCCAGUCCAUCUCCUGCCCCUGUAACAAAGGGUCGCAGUCAGUCGAUGCCUUCCGUAGGUAACUCACUUACCAGUUUCAUGCGAGUAGUUCUUCGGGGGCAGACACCCAAGAACAGCCUUGAAAUAGCUGCAGACUGCCUGGAAGAUGCUGUUAAGGUGCUGAAGCCAGUUUGUGAACAUUUCCAAAGUGUUAGUAAGAGAGCCGAAGAGUACGUCACACUGAUAAUCGACAAGAUGCAGUGA
Messenger RNA from Euleptes europaea (tarantolino), 788 nucleotides. RefSeq lists its product as uncharacterized. The transcript has a single exon. The record is from RefSeq and is a predicted model, not a curated record. Lineage: Eukaryota; Metazoa; Chordata; Lepidosauria; Squamata; Sphaerodactylidae. Bases 9 to 788 code for a protein of 259 amino acids.